AUUCACUGACCACAAAAGUAAAAGUCAAAAACUGAUGCUGAGAUGAUCACUGCAUAAGACCACCGAACAUGGAAAGUAUAUCCCACGCGCCGGCAGAGUCAUCAUCUUCCUCUGCUUCUUCAACACAACACAAGAUUUGGAUGGAGGCCCAAGAUGAGCUGAAGCAAAAACUAAUUGCACAAGAUGAUUUCCCAUGGAGAUCAGCUACUACUGCACCACCCACAAGUGACCAAGAGGAGAAAGCGUUGAAGUAUGUGGGUGGGGUUGAUAUAAGUUAUUCAAAGGAACUCCCAUCUAUGGCAUGUGGGACUCUUGUAGUUUUGGACAUUCAUUCCCUCCAAGUUGUUUAUGAAGAUUACUCUGUUCUCACCCUCAGUGUCCCUUAUGGUCCUGGCUUCCUUGCAUUCAGAGAGGCCCCGGUGCUUCUUGAGCUUUUGGAGAAGAUGAAAGCCGGUGCUAAUCUUUUCUAUCCACAGCUGCUAAUGGUAGAUGGAAAUGGAAUACUUCAUCCUCGAGGUUUUGGCUUGGCUUGUCAUCUUGGCAUUCUAGCAAAUCUACCUACUAUUGGGAUUGGAAAAAAUCUUCAUCAUGUGGAUGGUCUAACAUUAUCUGGUGUGAGGCAACUUCUUAAAGCCAAAGAAGACUGUGCUGAAGAUUUUAUUAAUUUGACAGGACGCUCAGGGCAUAUAUGGGGAGUGGCAAUGAGAUCUACAGACGGCUCCGUGAAGCCUAUAUUUAUUUCAAUUGGUCACCGAAUUUCGCUUGAUACUGCCAUCAAAAUUGUAAAACUGACUUGCAAGUAUCGUGUGCCAGAGCCUAUCCGGCAGGCUGAUAUCAGAUCUAGAGAAUAUCUUCGGAAGCAUCAAGCGAUGAUCAAUAAAUGAUUCACUCCCAAGAAUCUGGUAGUUACAAAUCAUGGACCAGGGGACUGCAACAUUUCUGCUGCACCAGCAUAUGCAAUGUUAGAAUAUCUGUUGAGACUUGGAGCUCAUUUUAAUGGCUUGCUUCAUGCCCCAUAAACUCGGGGUGAACCCUCAUAUUCUUUGAUUAUUGUUCUGUUAUUUUUCUUUAUUCAAUUUUAAGUUUCACGGAUCUAAAGUUAAUAUCGUCAUGCAAACACUAACGCCGGCUAGGGCUCUCUGUCCUUACAAUUUAAGUACAGCUGUAAAAUAACUCAGAUAAGUGUUUGGUAA
Molecule: messenger RNA, 1193 nt
Organism: Rosa rugosa (rugosa rose)
Lineage: Eukaryota; Viridiplantae; Streptophyta; Magnoliopsida; Rosales; Rosaceae
Exons: 9
Coding region: 69-884 (271 amino acids)
Biological process (GO): DNA repair
Cellular component (GO): cytoplasm; nucleolus
Molecular function (GO): single-stranded RNA binding; RNA endonuclease activity producing 5'-phosphomonoesters, hydrolytic mechanism
Source: RefSeq, a predicted model, not a curated record